UUGCGCGUACACUCAGUGCCAGCCGGGCGACAUUCCUGUUGAGAGUCACUGUGUUAUGUUAAAGGCUGAACUGGAGCGAGACCCGUUUGACAAGACUGGGUGUUUUUUCCAAAGACGAGUGUUUCUACUCCUACUCAACCUCAUUCCUCCACUGAAACCAUCUCCUGUGCGCAUGGGACCUUCCCUCGAUCAGGGCGGAGGAAAACACGCACAGAGUUGGGACAGGUCGAUAAAAGCUUUUAUGUACAUUAUUGUAGAUGGUGUAUUUUCAUCACGUAGCCUACAGAAUGACAGGCUGAGUAAGCAACUCGCGGGAGUUCAUUUACUUAACGAGGCUUUUUGUUGUUUCGGUGGAUAUUUUAACACACAAUGGAUGAGGAUGGUAGAAUGGAUUUUAAAGCCCUGAUGGCCAAGUUUCAGGAUAAAGAACUCUCCGUGAGGCAAGCUAAAAGCAAACGUGUUCUACCAGGGAAACCAAAGGUCGCCCCUCCUGCCCAAAGCCCCACUAGCCCUACUAGCCCCACUAGCCCCACUUAUCUCCCAGCAGGACCACGCACCUCCCUGAUCUCCUCCAUCAACCAGAGCUUGGGAGAAAAGACACUGUUGGCCCCUAGAGUGGUCUUCAAGGAUGAAAAGAAGGUGAGCAAAAUGCCUCUGAUCCAGACUAACUCAAAGGAAAAGGACAAGAGUGAAGGGAAGCCUAAAGGGGGUAAAAGCGAGUCAAUAAAAGGAAGCAAAGAGAUGCUUCAUAACAAUUCCUUAGAUCAGAAACGGAAGAAAGAGAAUGGUAAGAAGCUUCCUGUAGCACACAAGGAGAGCACAGCAGUACUGGUGCCAGCCACCCCUCCACCCAAAGUCACCACACCAAAGAAGAAAGGCAUCCUAACUUUGAAGAAAUCAUCAAAAAGAGAUGCUUUGGUGGCUCCAGGUGAUCUCAUCCUAGACAGCCCCAGCUCAGACAUUCUUGGACCAGUUCCGCUUAUUCCAGCACCUUCUGACUUUGAUGAUGCACCACCAGAAAUCUCCACACCAGAGACCCUUCUACCAAACACCCCGGCCUCACCCGACUCCAAUGCCUCCAUGGGAUUUAUCCCUGCCUCUCCUGACUUCACCCCACCACCUGCCUUUAUUCCCAGUGUCCCAGCUCCGAAAUUGCCAACCACAAAGAGUGAAACCCCACUUAAGAUAGAAACUCCUGUUCUGUCUAUUCUCAGACCUUCCAGCCAAAAUGAAAUUAAUCUGAACCCACCCAGUGAUGUCCGAGCUACUCCACCCAGUCGCACCAUCUCCAGUCAUCUUCCAGUGCCCUCUACUCCAUCUCCAUCACCUCCUGAGCCUGAGAUUGCAGCUGAGGCUGGUCUAGAGGCUGUAAACAUGGCUGCAGUGCAGAAGCCUCCUCCUUCAGUCAUAGACCCUCCAUCUAUGUCACCAUCUCCCAGAACUGAGCAUAAGAUCUCAGCAUUCUCAGCCCUCGAGAGGGUGUCGCAGAAGAGCCCAGGAAAACGAAUUCCAGCUGACCAGAGGAUUUUCAGUGCUCUGGAGAAGGCACGCAAGAAGACCUUCAGCCCAUCAGCACACCCCACCACAUCUUACUCCAUCACCCCUCUAGCUGAGGAGCCUUCCCCUGUUCAGAGCCCCACCCACUCUACCCACUCUAUUCCAGCAUUCCCACUCGCUGAUUAUAAAGCUCAGGCAGGAAACGUUCUCCCAGUGAAACCAGCACAAGUUAAUGGCAUUGACCACACAGGCCAAGUCUCUCCAGAGAUGGAAGGCAUCACUGAAGAAAGAUCUAACCCUGUCCCGGAGCCGUUCGUUGUUCCAGCUUCUCCAACUAGAAAGCUCCUCCCGGAGGUCGAGUCUCUGGGUCCUGCUCCACAGAAGCCUGCCAGACCGUCCACUGUCAACCUGAAUCAAUUCUUCCCUCCUCAUCAGAAUGAGAUCCCUGCUCCUCUUGAGUUCACACAGACUGACACCACGGUUGUGCCCAAGUUUGACAAUGUGGCUUCAGAUGCUCCUUCUCCAGAGCUCCGUGUGUUGAAUUGGAGGAAUAGCAACUACACAGGUUCAGAUACUCCAGAUGGACAGAAACAUCCCAUGUUUUACAGCAAUGGGAUAACUCCAGGAGCUAUGGACCAUGCAGCACCAGCUCUUGGAAAUGAAUACCAACUUAAUCUACCACCACAAUCCCCUUUUCCUAGCUCUCAAACAACUCCAUCACCAACAGGGCCUGGAGCUGCAGUUGGGAAUGGUGACUAUGAGAACGGGGAAAAUGUCUAUGAGGACUUCACCUCAUCUGGUACCAGGAAGAAAGGAAAGACUGAUGGUGGCAAGAAGCGCAGAGGACCACCAAAGAAUCCAUAUGCUGAAGCACAGGCAACAAAUGAAGAGAAAACCAAGACGGGCAUAUUCAGCAAGAACGACAAGAAAAUCACCACAGAAGGGUCAGAUGAGAAAGAUCUGAAAAAGAAAGAGAAGCAGCGCCUGGAGAAGGAGAAGAAGGAGCUCAAAGAGCAACAGGAACGGGAAAAGAAAGAGCACAAAGAAAGGGAGAAGAAGGAGAGUGAGAUAAAGAAGAAAUUCAAAAUCACUGGACAGGAGGAUGCCAUGUACCAGGCAAAAGUAACUGUAACGACAAAGGGACGAAAGAACCAUCUACCCGUCAAAAGUGGCGACGUCAUCAGCAUCAUUCAAACAAACAACUGUCCCAGAGGGAAAUGGCUGGCCAGGGACAGGAGCAACAACUAUGGGUAUGUUGCCGUGGAUCAUGUGGAUCUGGACGUCACGGAGAUGAUGGAGCUGGGGAAGAAGGCUACGAUCUCUCACAAGACCAACAGCAAUAUCGGACAGGUUAAAAGCCAAGAGAGCAGGGCCCCAAACCACUUUUCACAACCAAGACAAAGUUACACAGAUGACAGUGAUGAAUGGACUGGUGAUGAUGAUGAAACUCUCUCCCCUUCCCACGAAACUGCUGAUCCUCUGAUUCCAGAGGGCCAUUUCAGGACACCCUCCAUGCCAGAUAUGGGAAACAAAGAUCUUAACGUCAAUCACCAGCACAGUCAGAGUGACAUCAGCCCAGACAGCUCCCAUAUCCUUGCAAGACAUGAAGCACUUCAGAAGUUGGCAACAUUCUUCCACUCACCCAGAGCUGUGGAGCCAGCUGCCAGUGGCACAAGACCAGAGACAAGGCCUGUGCCUGUGAAGAGAGAAACAGUUCACCCGCCUCAAGCCAGUUCACCAGCGGAAAAAGAUGUGCUCGAUAUGCUCAUUUUACCUCCUCCUGACCUGUAUGCUGACUUUGCAGUGGAGUAAUUAUCAGAAAACAAGUCCAACAAAAAGGCAGAAGAAUCAGGACGUCUGUGGUGUUAUUCUUCACACUGUGACCCACAGCAGUGACCUGAUACUGUGACAGUUACUUCAUCCUCCUGACUAUUAUCUUACAUGCAAGAUGACUGCAUUUAUGGAUCAGUAUAAUGAUUUACAAAAGGAGCAGGAAAUGGGGAUUUCACGACAAGAAACCGGAAAAUCUUUCUGUGCCGUUUGUUUUCUGAAGCACUCAGCGUGAAACCAGUGAGGGACAUCUCGGCCAGUGGCCCUGAGCGACUUGUAGACCCAGAUGAACUGCCGAUCCCAGGAAAAGACCUACAAACUGUUGCAGGCAUGCAAGUUUUCUAGGUACUGUGACCCUGGAGACUCUUGUAGGAAAAAUUACAAUUGUCAAUGGAAAUACCAGAAAGCCAAAUCUAUUUAAAGUAGUUGGAAUAACGGGAGGACAACGGCAAAAUAUAGUGGUUUUCUCAGAACAGAGUAUUUUUCAGGUCAAGACACCAUGUUGAGGAAACAGAGACACAGAACUUGAACAUGCUCUCAGUAGCCAGUAGUCUUUCUUACACCAGGUUGUUCCUCAGGAUCAAAUAUUAAAUCGACAGUCCAGGGCUGUUCAAAGAACCCAACAAGUUAUCAAUGUGAGUAUUUAUCUUAGUUUACAUACAGCAGUUUCAUAGCUCAGAUGAAAUUAGCAUUCUACACUCUUAUUACCAGUUUACAGUGUUGGCAGCAAAGGUGUAAAUAACAGAUAAAAAAAUCUUAUGAAAACUUUAGAGAUUUUUAGGUCAGCAGCAAUAAUUAGAAACCCCUAGGAGUUAUCAGUUUUUAUUAAUGGCCCUCUCCACAUGUACAUCUGUAGGACUCCAGUAGACAAUGUUUAUAAGACCUUCAACAUUUAUCUGAUAGUGGUCAGUGUUUCCACCCAGAUGUUUGUCUUAAUGUGCUUUUUCUGUACACUAGUAUCUUUUUCUAUAAUUUUAUUUACUCUCAUGUGAUUACAGAAGUGCAUGUGUAAUUACUUGUCAUAGUAUUUAAAUCCUGAAUUAGCCCAUUAGCUUAAUUAAAAAUGAUCUAUAAUUAUGUACUAAUAAACAACAACAUGGAGCAUAAUCUAAAAACAUAUACAACAAUUCUGACAGCACCAGUUGGUGUGUUCUGAUCCUAAAGCUUUGCCUUCUUUGCUUUUUAUGGAGCUGCUAUCUGGCAUGUGUCCCUUUUAUGUGCCUCUCGUUUUCUAAAGCUUUCCCUCAAGCUGAUGAAUAAGUAUUACACAGAGACAAUA
Molecule: messenger RNA, 4606 nt
Organism: Monopterus albus (swamp eel)
Lineage: Eukaryota; Metazoa; Chordata; Actinopteri; Synbranchiformes; Synbranchidae
Product: pollen-specific leucine-rich repeat extensin-like protein 1
Exons: 20
Coding region: 370-3309 (979 amino acids)
Biological process (GO): protein localization to plasma membrane; integrin-mediated signaling pathway; T cell receptor signaling pathway
Cellular component (GO): plasma membrane
Molecular function (GO): protein binding
Source: RefSeq, a predicted model, not a curated record